Aspergillus welwitschiae is the source of this 2803-nucleotide messenger RNA. RefSeq lists its product as uncharacterized. The transcript is spliced from 9 exons. Lineage: Eukaryota; Fungi; Ascomycota; Eurotiomycetes; Eurotiales; Aspergillaceae. The record is from RefSeq and is a predicted model, not a curated record. The coding region runs from base 1 to 2412 and encodes 803 amino acids. Gene Ontology annotation, molecular function: transmembrane transporter activity. Gene Ontology annotation, cellular component: membrane.
AUGACGAAAUUGACUCCGACAGCAAUGAUGGAAUACCCAGGAGAACAGAAGCCAGACUAUAGAUCCCCAACUCAGUUUGGGGGCUCGAUGGAUGAGGGUGACAGCAACGAUUCGGCUCUCUCGUUACUGGAUGAGAAAAGAGAGAAGCAUUUAAUUCGCAAGAUCGACCUACAUAUCAUACCCUUUGUUGUUCUUCUUUACCUGUUUAGCUUUCUUGACAGAGGUGGCCGUGUCUAUUUUAUUUGUGACUUACUGUGUAUGUCUGGAUUCGCAUACAAGCAUGGUUUCGACGCAACGUCUAAUGCUAAGCUUAGGCCGUCACGCUACAUUGCGACGAUAUCAGUUCUGUGGGGUAUCAUAGCGACCCUCACAGGUAUAACCCAGAAUUACGGAGGCUUGAUUGCCUGUCGCAUCCUUUUGGGUUACAAGCGUGAAAUAGCACUGCGCACAGGAUAUCUAUUUAGCAGUGCAGCCGCUGCUGGCGCAUUUGGCGGGCUUUUAGCCUACGGUAUCGGCUUUAUGGACGGUGUCGCCGGUUUACGAGACGACCUUGAUACAGCCUAUUAUCUCGACGAUGAGGAGAAGGCCCUAGUAGUUCGUCUCCGUCGUCGCGAUGUGGGCCAAACAUCAUCCGCCCAGAAGUUCCAUUGGGCAGACGUCAAAGAAGGUGCGCUGGACUGGAGAAUUUAUGCCUUCUGCAUUGCUCAAUUUGGUGUCGAUACUAUGCUUUACGGGUAUAGUACCUUCCUCCCCACGAUUAUCCAGGGGAUGGGGUCCUGGUCAACACCCGAGGUGCAAGCUCUUACGAUUCCUUGCUAUGCGCGUACAUUCGCUACAGGUCUGCAACUCACUUUCGGCAACGUCAGUGGCGUCAUGUCUCCUUUCUUAUACAAAACGAAUGAAGCGCCGCGUUAUGUUCGGGGAAAUGCGGUGACUCUAUCGCUGGUUGGAUUUGCAGGUAUUGUGUAUGGUCUUAUGUGGUGGUAUUAUUAUGGGAAGAAUAAGCGCAGGGAGCAGGGACUCGAAGAUGAGAAGAUUGUCGGGAUAAUGCUGGCCCAUGCACGGGUUGAUAACAGCUUCUGGAAUUAUUCGAUAUUGCUUCAAGAGGAAGGACUGUCGCAUGAAGCGCUACUUUCUUGUAGACACAUCAAAUAUUAUACCAAAGGCGAUCCACUUUAUUUUCCGAGAUGGAGUACCACUUCGUUCCUCCGGAGGAGCGCGCCAGAGACGACAAGGGUAACCUCCUACCCUGGGGCUACGUUUACAAAGAAGUCCGGCCCUUUUGGCAAGCGCAGAAACGCCCGCUACGAACACACCCGAUCUCGCACACGCACUGGCACGCCGGCAGCAAAGCGCGAAAACCCCAAUGUAGCAGAAUUCGGGCGUCUAUUCGCCCAACAACAAGAAGAGGAGAAAGCGCGCAGCAACACCCUGCCCAAGUCGUCCUCCGCUUCCAACCUUGACAACGCCCGGAAGCAACAGACAGAAAAAGUCGCAACAGAGUGCAUACUAUACGGAUACAAGAGCAAGGAUUUCGAAUGGAAAGUGAUAGACAAGUACGAGCGGAUCUCUCGCGGUUUCAUCUGUGAGGACUAUCCACGGACAGACCCCAAUGCUUCGAACGGGUAUUCGCAGCUUUUGAGCGGCGGUGAUGUGGUCAUCCGGGCGAACUUGUCAGCGGACGCGAAUCGCAAAUCGAAGCGCUAUGCGGGCGGAUUUCACUGGAUUAAAGUCACGUUUGAUUCGACGACAGCGGCCGAUCGCGCGUGCUUUUACUCUCCGCAGGAAAUCGAUGGCCAUUUGGUCUUUUGUGAGCUGUAUCAUGGCCAGGGACCUGCGGAGGACGCCCCUAUCGUGCAAGGAUCUGCGGAGGCGACUCGUCUCCAGUCGAAGGCGGCGCCUCGCACUCUGACUUCGUCGCAUUCGACGAGUUUCCUCCAACCGAAGGACACAGCCACCAAGGAACGUCAUACGCUGCCGAGAUCUUUCGCCUCGAAUAACCUGUCCAGUAUCCUCGACGCCCAUGAGGAGGAAUCCCAGGAAUCAUCAUCAACCCCCACCGCUAGCUCCGCAACAGCCACCGCCAUCGAGCAACCAGCACCUCUGCAACAGCGGACAGUCGUCAAGGAGCCCAAGCCUGAAUCAGACUUCAUGACGCAUAUCCCGACGGUGCGUCGGACGAAACUCCGCCCCAUUACAGAAGCCCUCCCACCUCAGCCUACGGUCACGGAGCGGGUGCUGCGCUCAAUCCCCAUUCUCAGCUGGUUCACGGGCGAUAUUGUGGGCGAUGGACCUCAACUCCGCGAAGACGGGGCAUUCGAUUUCGACAAGUCGAAUACUUACUGGAAAUUCUGGUACAUGGUUGAUAGAAUUCUGGGGACGGAUAUCUGCGGACUGAAGGAAGAAUCAUGACAAGAGUCAUAACGUCUAUUUCUUCAACACCUAUUUGCUGUCUCAAGGACCCUCGAGAGAAAGAGAGGGAGACGAGGACAAAAGGAGACUACACGUGCCGAUUGAACAGGCCCUGAUUUCUCCUAGCAGAUACCCUGAUGCAUGUACGAUAGUGCUUUGCUUCUUUUCCGUGUUGUCAACGAUGCCUGAUUGUUGACAGUUUCUUACGAGAGUGCGUGGUUUGUGGCGCUGCAUUGCAGCCUGUCUUUUAUUCUUUCGAACUUUUGCAUAUUAAGUGUCUGGCGCUGGGUAUAAGGUCAUUCAUUUCAUUGUUGGGCUGCAUAAAGACGCGAUGGAGAAAAUAAUCAUAGCAUGUUCACUGUGGGGUUAUCAUGUUUCCUUGUGAAGUCAU